Messenger RNA from Teleopsis dalmanni, 984 nucleotides. RefSeq names its product putative gustatory receptor 59d. Gene Ontology annotation, cellular component: membrane; axon; neuronal cell body. The record is from RefSeq and is a predicted model, not a curated record. Gene Ontology annotation, biological process: sensory perception of taste. The transcript has 2 exons. The coding region runs from base 1 to 984 and encodes 327 amino acids. Gene Ontology annotation, molecular function: sweet taste receptor activity. Lineage: Eukaryota; Metazoa; Arthropoda; Insecta; Diptera; Diopsidae.
AUGGCUUUACGUUGGAAACGCGAUAAACGCUUUGAAGUACUCACUAAGGAAAUGUUCGGGAUUGAUGCUCGUUACUUUGACAAGACAGUGGAGCCUUUAAACAACGAAGUAUUUGAUUGGCUUUAUUAUGCAAAAUUUGCAACUGCUUUUUCACAAGCAGUCAUUGUAUUCACCGGUUCAAUUCUGAUGUCAAAUCAAUACAAUUUAAAAAUAUUUUUCUUAUCACUUUAUGUAUCAAAUACGCAAUAUGUUUUGCAUGGUGUGAUGUUUCAUUACUUCAGUGUCUUGUGGCAUGGAUGCAGACGUUACAAUGUACUCAAUGCACAACUGGUCAAACAAUUCCACAUAUUGAAUCGUCUGUACUUACAAGGAAGAAAUGUGCUCAAUAAGCAAAGUUUCACACUGCAGCAAUUGAGCCGAUUGGCUGCUGCCGAUUUGUAUGAAAUCUCAAGAAUUCACUGCCGAUUGACUACUAUCAUAAAAAGUGUAAACGAUAGUUAUAAAUACCAGACUAUAGCUGUACUAUUGACCUAUCUUGUUAAUGAUAUCACUGUGGGCUAUUAUGUUGUAAUAUAUGCUGAUGGAUCACUGAAUAUCACGAUAAGUAAGUGGGGCAUGGUAGCGGGUAUUAUGUCGUAUGCGGUGCUCUUCAUUGAUUUAUAUCUUUUUUAUUGGAUAUGUGAUAAAAUCACUCGAGCUUAUCAGGAGACAUCUGAAAUUUUGAGAGAACUUCAUGCAUUGCCGAAAAUGGACGACGAAUUCAUGCGUCAUUGCGAAAUAUUCUCUCUACAAUUAAUGCAACAUAAAUUACUGAUCAGUAUGGGUGGCAUGUUUAAUUUGAGCAAGCAGGCUUCAUUGGCUUUAUGGUCCUUCAGUCUCAGACAUACGCUGAUAUUAGUGCAGUUUGACUACGAAAACCGUUUCCGGAUUCUUAAAGCCAGUGUCGCGAUGGAGUUGGAUGAAUAUGGUGACAUGAUUUUGUAA